AGUGCGAUUUUGAUAAUAUUGAAAAGUUAUUCGAUACGGAUUCAAACGAUUUUGGGUUCGAAAAAGUUGAUAAUACAGUGGAAUCUUUUGAAUCUUUAAGAUAUCAUGAUACUACAGAUGAAGAAUAUGUAGCUAUUAGUAAAGAAUCUUGGAAGAAAGAUUCAAGUCAAGAGAGCAUUAAUGAAAGUUGCAGCAGUGUUAAAACAGGUUUUAAUGAGGAAGAUAUUAACAAAAAGAUUGAAAGAUAUAUUACUAUUAAUGGUGAAACACCGAGAAAUGUUUUUAUUUGGUUAUUAAAUAACAAAUCAAAUUCAAAGCAAAUAUGUCUACUCGGAAGAUUUUACCAUGGUCGAAUUGGAACAAAUAAGAAUAGUGAGAGGGCAUUUAAUGCAUUCUUUAAUGUAAAAGAAAAUGCAGGAAAAAAAGAACUUG
Ambispora leptoticha is the source of this 432-nucleotide messenger RNA. Lineage: Eukaryota; Fungi; Glomeromycota; Glomeromycetes; Archaeosporales; Ambisporaceae. The record is from the annotation of a GenBank genome assembly.